Dentiscutata heterogama is the source of this 635-nucleotide messenger RNA. The record is from the annotation of a GenBank genome assembly. NCBI's taxonomy places the organism in Eukaryota, Fungi, Glomeromycota, Glomeromycetes, Diversisporales, Gigasporaceae.
AGCAACAUAAAUUUAUACUUGAUAAAUUCAAAUCAAAAAAAAAAAUUGAUGAAUUACGAAAUUUUAAUUAUACAAAAUAUCCGGAAUUUUGGAAUAUAAAAAAAAAUAGAUUUUCAAAAGGUGAAUAUGGUUGGAAAGUUGGAAUAAUUAAAGAAAUUUCAAUUGAAUUUCCUGGAUUUUUAAUUUGGUCUGAUUCUGGAACUAUUAUUAGUCAAAAAACUUUAGAAAAUCUUCCUAAAAUUCUUAAAUUAUAUAAUGGUUUUAUUUCUUCAAAAUCUUCUGGUACAAUGGCUAAAUGGACUCAUCCGGGUGUUUACAAAUAUUUUAAUGAUGAUGAAUGUAUAGCACCACGAGGAAGUAGUAGAAAAAAUCAUCGACAAGAUCAAGCUAUAUUGAUUUAUCUCGUUACAAAUGAUCGCAGAAAAUCUGAAGAUAAAAAACACAUUAAAACUAAAGAUAAAAAACACAUUAAAACUAAAGAUAAAAAACACAUUAAAACUAAAGAUAAAAAAUACAUUAAAACUAAAGAUAAAAAACACAUUAAAACUAAAGAUAAAAAACACAUUAAAGCUAAAGAUAAAAAACACAUUAAAACUAAAGAUAAAAAACACAUUAAACCUAAAAAAAUAUAUUAA